AUGCCGCUGCUGCAGGUGCAUCCAGAGAAAGUGCUGGAAAUUCCCUUCGCUCUCUACAGCAGCUCUGUAGUGCAGCUAACUCUUCGUAACAUUUCUCCUCAUCCUUAUGUUGCAUAUAAGAUUAAGACUACUGCCCCCAAGAAUUACCUCGUUAGGCCAUCUACAGGUGCUGUACCUCAAGGAGAGGCCCGUUCUGUACAAAUAGUAUUACAAGCAAUGCGUGAGGAGCCACCAAGGACAGCAACAGAUCGUUUUCUUGUGCAGGCAACUCCUGUAGAUAAUAAUGUCCCUUUGCCUCGUAGUUAUUGGCUAGAAUUACCCAAGACAGACCUAGAGGAGACUAGAUUAAGUGUAAGCUUUAAGAGGACUGCAGCAACAGCAGCAGGAAGCAGCAGCAACAGCAGCAACAGCAGCAGCAGUAAUAGUGGUGGUGCUGCUGGUGUAGGGGAUCCUGCUGCUCCUUCUGCUGCUGUUGGGGAUAAUAAUACACCAGGAGGAGGUAUGCCUCCAGGUCCAUCAUCUACAGGAGCAGAUGAGGGAGAAGUAGGUGGUGUUGGAGGACACAGCAGCAGCAGCAGCAGCAGCAACAGCAGCAGCAGCAGCAGCAGCAGUGGUGGUGGUAUAGGUGGUAUAAAUACAUCAUUAGGAGGAGGAGGAGGAGGAGGAGGAGGAGGAGAUCUAAGACAACAAUAUGAUCAAUUAGUUGAGUAUACAUUAGCAAUGGAGAGACAUAAGGAAGAAUUAGCAAAAGAAAAUGAUUUAUUAAGGCAGCAACUGCAGCAAAAAACACGUGCUGCUCUCUUCGAGCUAUGGUGUGCUGCAGGUGCUGCAGGUGCUGCAGGGCAUCUGCAGCACACCUGGCAGCAGUAA
Messenger RNA from Eimeria maxima, 870 nucleotides. Its product is annotated as major sperm protein domain-containing protein, putative. The transcript is spliced from 4 exons. NCBI's taxonomy places the organism in Eukaryota, Apicomplexa, Conoidasida, Eucoccidiorida, Eimeriidae. Gene Ontology annotation, cellular component: endoplasmic reticulum membrane; plasma membrane. Gene Ontology annotation, biological process: endoplasmic reticulum membrane organization. Bases 1 to 870 code for a protein of 289 amino acids. The record is from RefSeq and is a predicted model, not a curated record.